Drosophila willistoni is the source of this 1468-nucleotide messenger RNA. Its product is annotated as protein terminus. Bases 84 to 1433 code for a protein of 449 amino acids. The transcript has a single exon. NCBI's taxonomy places the organism in Eukaryota, Metazoa, Arthropoda, Insecta, Diptera, Drosophilidae. The record is from RefSeq and is a predicted model, not a curated record.
AGAGCAUAUCAGUUCACAAUUGAAUCUUGUGCUAUACACAUCGAUAACAACAACAGCAACAACACCAAAAGUUACUUGCCAUCAUGUUUGACGAGGAGCCAAUUUCAAGUUUUGUAUUCACCAAUGAGUCAACCACUCAAACCUUUCAUCAUCAAUGGUAUGCCCAAGGUCAAUUGCAUGAGUGCGCCACCUGCUUUAGUUGCAUAGAUGCCGAUGAGCCACCCAGUCAGCAUUGGUUACACGAUGGUCAGGAGUCGAACAAGCUGCUCCAGCUAAGCAAACAGCAACAAGCUGUCCUGGACAUCAUUGAGGCACGCCAGAUCGAGACAUUCUUCUUUUGCGAUGAGAGUGCCAAGGAUAAACUGGAACACUUUAUGGGGGAGACUUGUGCCCGUGGAGUGCCAGAGCUAUUGCGCUGGAUGUUCCAUCAGGGGAACACAUUGAGUGUGGAAUUCAAUUUGGCCUGCUACGUGAAUGUGGAGAAUCAGGUGCUAAUUUUCCAGAGUGGCAAUCUUCAGGUGGAUCAUCACUAUGACAUUGAGGAGUGUGUCAGUGUGGUCUACGAUAUGCUAUUGCAAAGGAUUCACAACUAUUUGGACAUGGGCCUGGAGGAAUGCAGCAUAACCCGUUUGAAAGUGCAAGUGAAGCGUAAUUGUAUCGAGGAUAAUGGUGACUCUACGAUUGAUUCGCAAUACUCCUUGCCAUUGCAACUGAGGCAAGAGGUGACAGGGGCGUCAUCAUUGUCAUCAUCAUCAUCUUCGUCAUCGUCAGUAAGCAGCGAAUCAGAUUUGGCCACCAUACGAGCUGCCUAUUUAAAGCACUCACGUGAAUGUCAUGGAUAUUUUCCACCCAAUAUGCGGGUGAAUCUUUAUGGCCUGCAACAAUGCAGAACCACCAAAGAAAUCUAUGUGGUGCCCUAUCAUAUAAGCGAAACUCUUCAACAAUUGCCCAAUAAGAAUUUCCUUAUAGUGAAUAAUAUAUUGGGUCAAUUCCAACGUUUGCAUGAGCUGCCCACACGACUGGCCACAGAGGACACCUCUUCGUCGGUGCCAGCAUCUCCAUCCUCAACGUCCUCCUCACCUACUAGCUCCAAUUCUAGCCGUUCAUCCUCAUUGCAGUGCCGUCGUUGUCGCACUCAGUUCAGUCGUUCGAGUAAAUUGCAUAUACAUCAGCAAUUGCAUUGCGGUCAGGACUUCACAGUGGACAGCAUGCAUGCCGAUAUUGUUGAGAUCUAUGAGCAAUGUCUGCCCAUAUCCCGAACUGUCUUUCAAUAUGCCUGCUAUGGCAUAACCAAACCGAAAACUGUCAUGCGAAAGGGUCAAUUUGUGCCCAUCGAAUGCGAUUGGCGUAGUGAGAGUUCCGUAAAGGUUCAGCAUGGACCUUGUGUGGUCAUAAGCAAUGCUCAGCAUAGUAGUCCAUCUAAAUACUAUUAAAUAAGUUUCAAUAAAUCAAAUUUUUAAGCCUAAAA